AUGCCCACUGAACCAAUUCGUUACGUUACAAAAGUCGAUCUCAACAAGCCAGGUGGUGCUCAACCGCAAGUACACAACAGAUGGCAUCCUGAUGUCCCAUUUUCUGAAACAAUCUAUCCUGGAGAAACAGUCAAAAUUGAAUGCUUAGACUGGACAGGAAACCAAAUCAAGAAUGAUGAUUCGGCUGAUGAUAUUUUGAAUGUUGAUCUUUCGAGAAUUCACUACAUUUCAGGUCCAUUCAACAUUGAAACAGCUGAACCAGGUGAUAUUUUGGUUGUUGAGAUUAAAGAUGUCCAGCCAUUGGACAGACAACCUUGGGGAUAUUGUGGUAUUUUCCAUAAAACUAAUGGCGGUGGGUUCUUGGACAAGUUUUAUCCAGAAGCUGCCAAAGCUAUCUUUGAUCUUGAAGGUAUUCACGCGACAUCGAGACAUAUUCCUCACACCAAGUUUACCGGUUUGAUUCACCCAGGAAUAAUGGGUACCGCACCUUCUCACGAAGUAUUGCAAGAAUGGAAUCAAAGAGAAACGGGUUUGAUCAGAGACAUUCAACACCAACAUGACACUCCAGUUGCCCAGCCACCGUUGGAGUUAAAUUCGCAUGCUGGUAGUGCCACUGGGGAAGUUGCCGCACGUAUUGCUGCUGAAGGUGCGAGAACUAUUCCUGGAAGACCAGAAAAUGGAGGCAACUGUGAUAUCAAAAAUUUGUCAAGAGGUUCUAAGUGCUACUUCCCUGUUUAUGUUAAGGGAGCAAAGUUUUCUGUCGGAGACUUGCACUUCUCCCAGGGAGAUGGUGAAAUUUCAUUUUGUGGAGCAAUUGAAAUGCCAGGGGUGUUGACCAUCAAGACAUCUGUGAUUAAGGGUGGAAUGGAAAAACUUUCCAUCAAGAGUCCAAUUUUCACUCCUGGUGAUGUGCCAAAUCAAUAUGGACCUUCGAGAUAUUUAACCUUUGAAGGGUUUUCCGUCGAUGAGGAAGGUAAUCAACAAUACCUAUGUGCAACAACAGCUUACAGACAAUCCUGCAUAAGAGCAAUUGAGUACUUAAGAAAGUUUGGAUACAACGACUAUCAGAUUUAUUUGUUGUUGUCUACGGCCCCAAUUGAAGGACAUAUCGCAGGAGUUGUUGAUAUACCAAAUGCAUGUACAACACUUGGAGUUCCAAUGGACAUUUUUGACAUUGACGUCAGUCCAGAGGGUAGUUUAAAGUCAUACGAUAUGGGCAACUGUGCGUUAGUGAGCAAUGCUAACCACAAACUUAGAUAUGAUUUCAAGUAA
Messenger RNA from Lodderomyces margitis, 1272 nucleotides. RefSeq lists its product as uncharacterized. The transcript has a single exon. Bases 1 to 1272 code for a protein of 423 amino acids. Gene Ontology annotation, molecular function: hydrolase activity, acting on carbon-nitrogen (but not peptide) bonds, in linear amides. NCBI's taxonomy places the organism in Eukaryota, Fungi, Ascomycota, Pichiomycetes, Serinales, Debaryomycetaceae. The record is from RefSeq and is a predicted model, not a curated record.